GGCUCCUGAUUGGCUGCUGCCUGACUGUCGGCGUUAAAGCAUCUGCGGCUCGCGCUGUGCCAGCUGUCCUCCCGCACUCGGCUAGUGCUGGGCAACGGUGUGAGUCUCCUGCUGAGGAGGAUCUGAGGAUCUGGAAGAAAAAGGGACUAUGGCUGCCAACGUGGGGUCGAUGCGUAUCCUCAUCAAAGGAGGGAAGGUGGUCAAUGAUGACUUCACCCAGGAAGCAGAUGUCUACAUUGAGAACGGCAUCAUUCAGCAGGUUGGAAAGGAACUGAUGAUACCAGGCGGAGCCAAGGUGAUUGAUGCCUCCGGAAAGCUGGUGUUGCCGGGUGGAAUAGACACCAGCGUGCACCUCCAGCAGACUUUCAUGAACGCCAGCAUUCAGGAUGACUUCUACAGUGGGACAAAGGCCGCACUGAUGGGUGGUACCACCAUGGUGAUGGCUCUGGCCCUGCCUGAACAACACUGCUCCCUGCUGGACACCUACGAGAAGUGCCGAGCUCUGGCUGAUGCCAAGGCGUGCUGCGACUACGCUCUGCAUGUCGGGGUGACUUGGUGGGGGCCGAAGGUCCGUAGCGAGAUGGAGACCCUGGUGAGAGAGCAUGGAGUGAACUCUUUCCAGAUAUACAUGGCAUACAAAGAUAUGAUGAUGCUACGAGACUCUGAGCUCUACCAGACGCUGCAGACCUGUAAGGACAUCGGGGCCAUCGCUCGCGUCCACGCUGAGAAUGGAGAGCUGGUGGCAGAGGGUGCCAAAGAAGCUCUGGAUUUGGGCAUCAGUGGACCGGAGGGCAUUGAGAUCAGUCGACCAGAGGAGCUGGAGUCUGAGGCUACUCACAGAGCUGUCACUAUCGCCAACAGGGCUCACUGCCCGAUCUACCUGGUGAAUGUGUCCAGUAUUUCUGCUGGAGACAUGAUUGCUGCUGCUAAGAUGCAAGGUAAGGUGGUCCACGCAGAGACCACGGUAGCUCACGCUGUGCUGAACGGGAUGCACUAUUACCACCAGGAGUGGGCUCACGCUGCCGCCCACGUCAUCGUCCCUCCUCUCCGUCUCGACCCCAACACACCUAGCUACCUCAUGGGCCUGCUGGGCAAUGACUCUCUGAGUGUCGUAGCAUCAGAGCACCGUCCAUUUAGCACCAAGCAGAGAGCUUUGGGCAAGGAGGACUUCACAAAGAUCCCUCAUGGAAUGUCUGGAGUCCAGGACAGGAUGAGUGUCAUUUGGGAGAGGGGAGUGGUUACAGGAAAAAUGGAUGAGAAUCGCUUUGUGGCAGUGACGAGCUCUAACGCUGCAAAGAUCUACAACCUGUAUCCACGCAAGGGUCGUAUCAUCCCCGGGGCUGAUGCUGAUUUGGUGGUCUGGGACCCGGACGCAACGAGAACGAUCUCCGUGAGCACUCAGGUGCAGGGCGGAGACUUCAACCUGUACGAGGGGAUGCGCUGCCAUGGUGUUCCCCUGGUCACCAUCAGCCGAGGGCGUUUGGUAUGUGAGAACGGCGUGUUCAUGUGUGCCGAGGGAUCCGGAAAGUUCUACCCUCAGCGCACCUUCCCUGACUACCUCUACAAGAAGAUGGUCCAGAGAGAAAAGACUCAGACUUAUAAAAGGGUUGACAGGGAUCCCUACUCCGGUGAUGUGGCCAAGGUGGCAAACACUAUGAAGAAGGAGCUCGGUUUGGGCCACAUAGACGGAGAGGCGUCCAACAAAGCCUGUCCUCGCGCGCACCAGGGAGUCCGAGACCUCCACGAGUCCUCCUUUAGUCUCUCAGGUUCUCAGGUCGAUGACCACAUCCCCAAGAGGUCCUCGGCCCGGAUCCUGGCCCCUCCCGGCGGUCGCUCAAGCGGUAUCUGCUGAAAGAGUAAAUGUGCCAAUGUGAAUCACCCGUGCAACACCCACACCCAUGCAUGAAGAGCACCCCAUGGAGACGGAGGAGUUAAAUCUCUCCACAGGCUCACAACAACUGGUGCUGUUUUUUUUACUAUUGCCUACGACAACGUUAUUUAACUGUUGGAUGGUUUUGUUGUUUUGAAGGCACUGUGACUGGUUGUGUGUUUGUAGAUUCUUGUUGUGUUGGACAGUGAACCUGUUGAAUCUGUAAGUGGCUGCUUGUUUCUUACCACAUGUUAACAGCAAAAUAAAAUAAUAAUAAAAAUAUCAACUUGA
Perca flavescens (yellow perch) is the source of this 2161-nucleotide messenger RNA. RefSeq names its product dihydropyrimidinase-related protein 5. NCBI's taxonomy places the organism in Eukaryota, Metazoa, Chordata, Actinopteri, Perciformes, Percidae. The record is from RefSeq and is a predicted model, not a curated record. Gene Ontology annotation, molecular function: hydrolase activity, acting on carbon-nitrogen (but not peptide) bonds, in cyclic amides. Gene Ontology annotation, cellular component: cytoplasm; cytosol. The coding region runs from base 149 to 1852 and encodes 567 amino acids. The transcript is spliced from 15 exons.